Molecule: messenger RNA, 483 nt
Organism: Mucor mucedo
Lineage: Eukaryota; Fungi; Mucoromycota; Mucoromycetes; Mucorales; Mucoraceae
Exons: 1
Molecular function (GO): zinc ion binding; nucleic acid binding
Source: RefSeq, a predicted model, not a curated record
UACGCCACUCCUGCUGUCCCUCAGGACAACAUCAUUUUGAAGGUCCAUCUUUCAAAAUUACCUUUCUUGCCAGUAGCCGAUCUACACACCACGUUGGUCGACAAUUUUUCUCGUUUCGGUAACGUGAGAGACGUCACCAUUUACCUCGACGAUGAGUCCAACACAGCUUUCUGUGGCAACGGUGCUAUCUUCUUGGACAGAUCAAUUGAUCCAGCUAACCCCAAAGCCUGGGAUAAGCUCACGUAUAAAAUCGAUUUAGGUAACCAGUCCUUCUGUCUUGGUAAAUGGGCUAAGAUGGAAUCCCAUUGUGUAUAUUGCAAACAAAUGGGUCAUACCCGUAAGGACUGUCAAGAGAUUCCACCCAUAAGUAAGACGUGUUACCUGUGUGAUCGACGUGGUCAUCUAGCCCGCCAUUGUCCCCGCGCUCACGAUAACUCGAUCGCAUCUUCAAAAAAGCGAGUUCGUAACGAAGAACAACCUUUG